Messenger RNA from Meloidogyne enterolobii, 1519 nucleotides. NCBI's taxonomy places the organism in Eukaryota, Metazoa, Nematoda, Chromadorea, Rhabditida, Meloidogynidae. The record is from the annotation of a GenBank genome assembly.
CGCCAUAAUUUAUUUUUGCCAAAAGACGUUAAUUUAAAAUUUAAUGCAAUAUUUCUCUUUUCUCUCUCUCCCUUUCCUUUUUUUAUUUUUUAUAAAUUUCUAAUUUUUUUAAUUAAAGGAUUUUAUAUUUUUUGGUAUGCGGCUGCUUGUUGGUCGUAUAUUAAAAUAUUCCUUAGUCGGUCUCACUACAGGAACCUCAAUUUAUUAUCUCCACAAAAAUGAUUAUUCUUUCUCACAUAUUGGAAUUGUUAGAUUUGCUCGAGUUGGUGUAGCUAGCCAAACAAUGAUUGACUACAAAUGGAGUCUUUGGGGUUUAGAAGUUGAUUCUCCAAUUUAUGACGAAAAAAUACAAAAAUGCCAUCAACGCGGAGCUGAUAGAUUGCUUGCUUUAGCGAGGAGAAAUGGAGGAGUUUUUAUUAAGGUAGGACAACACAUUGCUUCCCUUCAAUAUUUGCUACCCGAGCCUUACACAAAAACUCUCUCAGUGCUUCAUUCAAAUGCUCCAGAAAGCUCUAUUGAAGAAAUAAAUCUGUUUUUGAGAAGACUCAAUGACGUCUUUGAUGAAUUUAAUUCUCAACCCUGUGGAGCAGCUUCCCUUGCUCAAGUUCACAAAGCUCGUCUAAAAUCCACCGGUGAAUACGUUGCUGUCAAACUUCAACACCCCCAUGUUAGAGCGCGUAGUAUUGUUGAUAUAGUUACAAUGGAGUUAUUUGUUGGAAUUGCUGCUUUUGUUUUCCCAAAUCUUCGUUUAAAUUGGUUAGUUAAUGAAAUGAAAAGGAAUUUACCUAUUGAAUUGGAUUUUGUUUAUGAGGCUGCUAAUGCUGACAGAGUUAGGCAAAUGUUUGCACAUUUGCCGUUCUUAAAGAUCCCAAAAAUAUAUUACGAACUUUCAAAUGAUAUGGUUCUCACUAUGGAAUUUUGCGAAGGUGGAAAAAUUAAUGACUUGGAAUAUUUCAAAGCUAAUAAGAUUGAUAGGCAUAAAGUCUGUAAAAUGUUGGGUAGAAUUUACAGCGAAAUGAUUUUUAAACAUGGAUAUGUCCACAGUGACCCACACCCUGGUAAUAUUUUUGUAAGAUUUACUCCUGAUGGGAAUGAAGAAAUUAUUUUACUCGAUCACGGACUUUACGUUACUUUACCAGAUGAUCUACGCAUUGAUUAUGCCCAUCUUUGGCUGGCAAUUUUAAAGGCGGACAAGAAUAAAAUCCAAAAAAUUAGUGAAAGAAUGAAUGUUGGUUCUCAAUAUGGCCUUUUAGCAUGUGUUGUUUCUAUGCGUUCUUGGGAUGCUGUUAGUAAAGGAAUUAUUAAAACAAAAAGAAAUGAACAUGAGAUUAGAAGAGUUCAAAAUUUUGCUGCGUCUUUAAUUCCUCAAAUAUCUUUACUGCUUGACUCCCUUCCACGUCAAAUGUUACUUUUACUAAAAACUAAUGAUUUGCUCAGAAGUAUAGCUCUUAGAUUAAAAGCCGAGCAUAAUUUGGAUAGUUUUACUGAGGUUUGUUUCUUUUAUAAAUUAUUUGACUGA